CUGAGAAUAUAGAUAGAGGCCGGAGAACAAGUUUCUGACACAACAAUCCACUUCCUUGGAUGCGGUGUCCCAGAACACGGUACAACGUUUGAUGUUGCAGGGCACAGACAUACCAUGGCUGAGAGGCCUCGGAGAAAUGAGGCCUAUGCUUCACUUGCUGCUACCACUUACCAUCCACUGGAUGGCUGAGGAGAUGACAGUUUCUGUUCUUGUUGAUGUCACAACCUCUGCUUUGUGCCCUGGAGACUCAACUUGCUCCAAAGCUAUUUAUAUCAACGGCCUUCAACAAACGAUUGUUGGAGUUUUCAAGAUGGUGGUAAUUCCACUGUUGGGUCAACUUUCAGACGAGCAUGGUCGCAAACCCUUGCUCCUUUUUACCAUCUCCACGUCUAUAUUUCCCUUUGUUUUACUUGUCUGGCGUCAGUCCGAGGGAUUUGUCUAUGCCUACUAUGCGCUACGCACAAUUUCAAACAUAAUAAGUCAAGGCAGUAUUUUUUGCAUUGCUGUUGCAUAUGCGGCAGAUGUUGUCAGCGAAAGCAGAAGGGCAGCAGUAUUUAGUUGGAUUAGUGGUCUCCUUUCAGCUUCACAUGUUCUAGGGGAUUUACUGGCUCGGUUUCUUCCUGAAAAGUACAUUUUUGCUGUUUCAAUUGUGCUGUUGAUCAUUUGUCCAGUUUAUAUGAAAUUCUUCCUUGUUGAAACGAUGAUACUAGCUCCGAAAGAUGAUCAAGAGUCAGGUUUCUGGGCUAAAAUUGUUAAUGUUCCCCAACAAAGAUUCAAAUCUAUGAGGACAGCUGCAGAAAUAGUAAUUUUCAGUCCCACUUUAAGGGGCAUGGCUCUUGUCUCCUUCUUUUAUGAGCUGGGAAUGUCAGGCAUAACUAGUGUUUUGCUGUACUAUUUGAAAGCUGCUUUCGGCUUUAACAAAAAUCAGUUCUCAGAACUUCUGAUGAUGGUGGGAAUCGGUUCAAUCUUCUCUCAGAUGUUGUUGCUUCCAAUACUCAAUCCAUUGGUUGGAGAGAAAGUUAUCCUCUGCUCUGGCUUGCUUGCAUCAAUAGCAUAUGCUUGGCUCUAUGGAUUAGCAUGGGCACCUUGGGUAUCAUACUUCAGCGCCUCUUUUGGUAUCAUCUAUGUCCUUGUGAAACCUGCCACUUAUGCUAUUAUUUCGAAUGCGACUAGCUCAACCAAUCAGGGAAAAGCACAAACUUUUAUUGCUGGGGCACAAUCUUUAUCUGAUUUGUUAUCACCUAUUGCAAUGAGUCCAUUGACUUCAUGGUUUUUAUCUAGCAAUGCUCCCUUUGAAUGUAAAGGUUUUAGUAUUUUAUGUGCGUCCAUAUGCAUGAUAAUCUCUCUCGGUUUUGUUUGCAUGCUGAAGCCAGAUAGUAAUUCGAGUAAUGACAUAGAGGGGUGCAUAGAAGCCCCUCUUCUGAAUCACAGCUAGGUCAUUGUAUCAAUUGGACACAUGCAUGGCCAGUUUUGUAAACAACGUAUUUUGUCUCAGUAUUUUCAAUAGCUAUCUUUUUUCUUUA
Vigna angularis (adzuki bean) is the source of this 1523-nucleotide messenger RNA. RefSeq lists its product as uncharacterized. The record is from RefSeq and is a predicted model, not a curated record. Gene Ontology annotation, molecular function: transmembrane transporter activity. Gene Ontology annotation, biological process: transmembrane transport. The coding region runs from base 92 to 1435 and encodes 447 amino acids. NCBI's taxonomy places the organism in Eukaryota, Viridiplantae, Streptophyta, Magnoliopsida, Fabales, Fabaceae. The transcript has 14 exons.